Coffea arabica (coffee) is the source of this 1585-nucleotide messenger RNA. RefSeq names its product dammarenediol 12-hydroxylase-like. Gene Ontology annotation, molecular function: oxidoreductase activity, acting on paired donors, with incorporation or reduction of molecular oxygen; iron ion binding; monooxygenase activity. The record is from RefSeq and is a predicted model, not a curated record. NCBI's taxonomy places the organism in Eukaryota, Viridiplantae, Streptophyta, Magnoliopsida, Gentianales, Rubiaceae. Gene Ontology annotation, biological process: sterol metabolic process.
GCUUCGAUAGUACGUUGGUGAAAUGGAUGAAGUAAUGAAACAUCAUCUGCAAACAGAUUGGAAUUGCGAAAGAGUAAAGGUUAGUGAUGUUGCAAGAAAGUUUAUAUUUAAAUUGGAAUGUCAUAUAUUCUUAGGAAUCGAGAAUCAAGGAAAGAUUGAUAAACUUCGAAAGGGUAUCGAGGAGGUUACGGAUGGUAUGCAUUCAGUACCCUUAGAUGUUCCAGGAUCAGCUUUCCGUCGCGCCAUUAAAGCAUCAAAGCUGAUGCGGGAAGAGUUUGAGGAAAUGAUCAGGCAAAGAAAGAUUGUCUGCCUGGAUUCACCAUCGGGAAAAGACUUCAUAUCGCACGCUCUUCAAGCUACAGAUGACAAUGGACAGCCGUUUAAUGAAGCAGACAUUGCUAGCCAUUUACUAGGUGCGCUUCAGGCUGCCUAUGGAACCUUACACCACACAAUCACCAACAUCAUGAUGUAUCUAACAGAGCAUCCAGAUGUUUACAGCUCGGUCUUAAGAGAGCAAAAAGAAAUUGCACGUCUAAAGAAAUCAAAAGACAGACUCAGUUGGGAGGAUCUAAGGAAGAUGAAGUAUUCAUGGAAUGUUGCAUGUGAAGCUCUGAGACUGAAAUCACCAGCACUCGGGGGAUUCAAAGAGGCAAUUACUGAUGUGGACUAUGGAGGAUAUACAGUCCCUCAAGGAUGGAUGAUGCACUGGAAUGCAUAUGCCACGCACAUGAACCCAGAAUACUUUCCUAACCCUGAAAAGUUUGAUCCAUCAAGGUUCCAAGGGGAUGGUCCAUCUUCUUAUACAUUUGUCCCCUUUGGGGGAGGAGCACAUAUGUGCCCUGGAUAUGAAUAUGCAAGGCUAGCCAUAUGCAUUUUUCUGCAUAAUGUGGUGACCAAGUUCAGAUGAGAAAAGCUGAUUCCCAAUGAGAAGAUCUUGCAUUAUCCAAUUCCCCGCCCUGCUCAGGGCCUUCCAGUUCUCCUUUAUCCUCUUUAAGGACUAAGAUUAGACCAUUAUAUGUUUCCUUCAUCCCCUCUAAUAUGCUUAUGAUGAAAAGACUUCCAAAUAUUCUGUGUGAAGGUCAUAUAAUGUUAUCUUAUGGAGAUGAAGCAGGCUGUUGUGUUUCUCAAGCUGACUUUAGUCUAUGAUACUGGGCUGUAAGUAAUUCGCAUUAAUAUUUCCAAGUAAAUUUCUACAACUAAGGAAAAUAUUUGCAGUAAUUCACUAAUUUGUAAACAACUAAGGAAAGUAUUUGACUUUCCCAUCGUCCUCGACGCGGGGCAAGCGGUCGUCGCCUGGGGGCACCCAGGGCAUCUUCGACUUUUCAAUUACUAUAACUGAGGGUUUUUGGGUCUCCUCAGGCUUCUCCGGCCGCUUGGGCUUCUCGGCCUCCUCAGGUUUCUCGGGCGGCCUGAUCUUAUCUGGCUCCAUGAUCUCAGUGCUCUUAAUGCCUUGGUCACCCAUAAUUUGUCGCGGAUUUUCUCCGGGCUACAGCACACCACGGGGAUGGUCACCAGAUCUCGCUUCUCAUCAUAUACAUGGUCUCUGAUUUCUCUUGUCCAAAAAAAUUGAGCAUCACCCCAAACA